This is a messenger RNA of Aspergillus fischeri NRRL 181, 1227 nucleotides long. RefSeq names its product putative MFS transporter. The coding region runs from base 1 to 1227 and encodes 408 amino acids. NCBI's taxonomy places the organism in Eukaryota, Fungi, Ascomycota, Eurotiomycetes, Eurotiales, Aspergillaceae. The record is from RefSeq and is a predicted model, not a curated record. Gene Ontology annotation, molecular function: transmembrane transporter activity. Gene Ontology annotation, cellular component: membrane. Gene Ontology annotation, biological process: transmembrane transport. The transcript has 5 exons.
AUGGAGCCCCUCGAAGUAGAGACACCUUAUCCUCAAACCCCUAGACUUUAUCUCAAACUCGUCAGCGCCGGUUUCUCUUUCUUUGUAGCCGGCAUCAACGAUGGCAGUCUUGGAUCUCUGAUCCCUUAUAUCCGUCAAGGGUAUCAGAUCGACACCAACCUGGUCGCUGUAGUAUAUGGCACAACAUUCUGCGGCUGGCUUGUCGCCGCGCUCUCCAACAGCCAUCUCUGCCAGUACCUUGAUCUGGGUGUUCUCCUGGUCCUAGGGGCGGUUCUCCAAGUUCUCGCCCACGCCUUGCGGACAUGGCUUUCUCCGUUUCCAUUGUUCGCGGUGACUUUCUUCUUUGCGAGUCUCGGCCAGGCAUAUCAAGAUACACACGCCAACACGUUUGUUGCAUCUGUCAAAGCGGCGCAUCGAUGGCUGGGGUUUAUUCAUGCCAUGUACAUGGCCGGGUGUCUGGCGGGUCCGUUUGUCUCGACUGCCGUGGCUUCGGCGGGUGUGCAUUCCCGGUGGAACCUGUUCUACGCUGCGCCGUUGGGACUGGGUGUGGUCAACCUGGUUCUGGUGGUUGUUGCAUUUAGCGAUUCGUUGAGGAUGACGCAGCAGUUUGGUCAAUCUCCUCCGGAGUCAAGACAAGGGGGUCUGCAGGAGAUGAAGCAGACUCUUUGCACGCCGAGUGUGUGGUUUUUGAGUCUGUAUUUCUUCUUCUUCCUGGGCGCUGCCAUUACCGCUGGUGGAUGGAUUGUGGAGUACCUCGUCGAUGUGCGAGACGGUGAUCUCAAGGAUAUGGGCUAUGUUCCUGCUGGCUUUUAUGGAGGAGCCUUCCUUGGUCGACUCAUUUUGGCUGAGCCAACCUACCGCUGGGGGGAGCGACGCAUGAUCUUCAUCUAUGUAGUACUGUGUGUUGGUCUGCAGCUAAUAUUCUGGCUGGUGCCGAAUAUCAUCACGGAAGCAGUAGCCAUCAGUCUUUUUGGGUUCUUUUCCGGUCCUUUUUUUGCCACGGGCAUAUCUGUUGCGUCCAAGAUCUUCUCUGCGGAGAUUCGCUCGUCUGCACUAGCUCUCGUGUUCGUGCUCGGCCAGGUGGGAGGAUCGAUCUUUCCAGCCAUCACUGGCAUUCUGGCAACUCAUGCUGGCGUCAAAGUCUUGCAGCCGAUUCUGGUGGGGUUGCUGGGUGCCACAGGGGUUUCCUGGUUGAUGGUUCCAAGGGUGAGACUUCACAAUGAGUAG